Molecule: messenger RNA, 1155 nt
Organism: Bufo bufo (common toad)
Lineage: Eukaryota; Metazoa; Chordata; Amphibia; Anura; Bufonidae
Gene: MLC1
Product: modulator of VRAC current 1
Exons: 11
Coding region: 1-1125 (374 amino acids)
Biological process (GO): regulation of response to osmotic stress
Cellular component (GO): plasma membrane; cytoplasmic vesicle; endoplasmic reticulum
Source: RefSeq, a predicted model, not a curated record
AUGACCAAAGACGAGAGAUACGGUGAGGAAUAUGGUUAUGACAAGAUGGCUACUUUAGAGCUUGGGGUGCAAGAAGGUGGAAAGUACAAUACAGAUCCGCACUCAUCCGAUGGUGUACACCCAUGCGUGAAGUAUAAAACCUGGAUUUUCUCUCUGCUGAUUGGGAGUUGUCUUCUUGCUACAUCCGGAUUUUCACUUUACCUAGGAAAUCUAUUCCCUUCAGAAAUGGACUAUUUGAGAUGUGCAGCAGGGUCUUGUCUACCUGCGGCUGUUGUAAAUUUUGCAGUGCUGAGGAAUAAGGAUAAUGUUAUCUCGCAUUAUCAGAUUUUAUUUGUAUCCACUUUUUCAAUCACUACAACCUGUCUUAUAUGGUUUGGAUGUAAACUUGCAAUUAAUCCAACAGCAAUAAAUAUAAAUUUCAAUGUGAUUCUUCUUAUUCUCAUGGAAAUUUUUAUGGCAACAACAGUGAUUGUUUCUGCACGAUCGAGUGUAGACUGUUGCCUGGUUACAGGAGGUACUGCCUGCGGAAGUUCAAGCAGUCUACGCAAUGUCCAGUUUCCUAUUCGAACAAUUAAGUCCUACUCUAUCGUUGAAAUGGUUGUUGGGAUUUCUGCUGUGUUUGGAGGGGUUAUUGCAUUACACAUUGAUGCCUUAAUGUAUAGUCCUUACUUAUAUAUUUCAAUUUUUUGGGUACUAGCAGCUUGUUUUCCUAGUGCUAUCGCCAGUCAUGUUGCAGCAGAGUAUCCAAGCAAUUGUUUGGUGGAAGUUCUGAUUGCUAUUAGCAGUGUUACAUCGCCGGUAUUAUUUACUACAUCCGCCUAUCUAUCUGUUAAUGUUGGGAGGACUAUUGAUUUUCUUAAAACCUACCCACUUGCUGUCGAGCAUUUUCAUGAGGUCUUGCUCCUACUCCUGAUGCUGAUCCUGCUGAUACAAGCUGUGCUCACAAAUGUCACCAUCAUCCAAUGUGUACAUUACAAAUCUCAAACAAGAUUACGGGAUUCAUUGUGGAAUGUGUCAAAUUUAGAUAAGUCUGAUUACAGGAGUAAUGAAGUUUCCAGCAAUUCCCUGAGAGACUUUGACAAAGAAAAGGCAUGGAAAACUGUUAUGGUACAAAUGAGCCAGUAGCCUUGUCUGUGCCCCUGAUUCUGAGGCGUU